Molecule: messenger RNA, 771 nt
Organism: Paracoccidioides brasiliensis Pb18
Exons: 6
Coding region: 1-771 (256 amino acids)
Molecular function (GO): O-methyltransferase activity; S-adenosylmethionine-dependent methyltransferase activity
Source: RefSeq, a predicted model, not a curated record
AUGUUGAACAGCAUCCUACCAUUCACUCCUGAAGCAGCCGAGAAGGUGAGCGGAUAUUGUAUAGAACACACGAAUGGCGUUCCCAAGAUGAUGGAAGAGGUAUGGGAGUAUACCGCGAAGUCAUUCAAAGAGGCAGAUAAAAUGUCUUCCCCAUUACAGGGCUCAUGGAUGAUCUUCUUAGCUCAAGAUCGUAAAGCAAAGAGAAUCCUCGAUAUAGGGACAUUUUCCGGAUACAGCGCCUUAGCUUGGUAUGAAGGCACAAGAGAAACUCAUGCAGAAAUCAUCACCUUGGAGGUUAGCCCAGAAAUGAUUGCUGUGGCGCGAGGAGUCUUCGACAAGUACAAUGUCAACGACAGGAUUACAUUAAUCGAGGGCCCAGCGGCGGAAUCACUCGAAAAGUUGACGGGUUCUUUCGAUCUAAUCUUUGUCGAUGCCAACAAGGAUGGUUACGAAGGUUAUGUCAAUACCAUUCUCGACCGAAACCUCCUUUCACAAGAUGGCCUUAUCAUGUGUGACAAUGUGUUUGCUCGUGGGAUGACGAUCUCAACAUCGUCCAAUCCAAUCCUUGCUGGUUCUAGUCGUUCAUACUGGACGGAAUGCGGCAAGGCCCUGAGACAAUUCAAUGCUGCUGUUAACCAGGACCCAAGGAUUGACGUGGUGAUGCUGCCUGUGUUUGAUGGCGUGAGCUUGAUUAAGCUGAAAAACCAAACCGCGGAGCCAGAAGCAAACGGACGCAAUACCACAGCCUCUAAUGGAACAAACCCAAUAUGA